AUGGGACGUAGAAAAAUUGCCAUUGAACCCAUCCUCGACGAACGGAAUCGUACAGUAACGUUUAUCAAACGUAAAGCCGGACUGUUCAAGAAAGCACACGAGCUAGCGGUUCUGUGCCAAGUGGACAUAGCGGUGAUCAUCCUGGGCUCAAACAAUACGUUUUAUGAAUUUUCGUCCGUAGACACAGAUGACCUUAUUGAACACUAUCAAAACCCAAAACUGCAGCACGAUGCAAAGGACCCGUCAAACUACGGAAAUUACAGGAAAAAAGAGCGGGUUGUGAUCCGGGACCGUUCCAAAAGACGUUUCGACCGUGUGUCGCCGCCCAGUACAAACGGGCUGGCAAACGAUGAUGUUAUUGUCAACGGUGCAGCAAACUCCGGUCUCACGACGAACAAGAUCCGCAGCGGGCGUAGUCAAAAGGGAACCACUGAUCAUCUGGUCGCCGCCGAUGAUGGGGACGACGACGAUGACGACGAAGACGAUGACGAAAACGACGACGAGGAGGAAAACAAUGUUGAUAAACGCGGCGGCGACAACAACGACAACGACAACGACAACGACGACGACGAUGAGCUCAACAACAGUAACGGCGAGGAAAACGACCUUGGAAACAACUCCGUAUCACAAACUACAGCUGCCGACCAACGCACAGCCCGCACAAAUAGUAGAAAACGGCGGAAAAAAGCAGUUGCAGCACCUUCAUUCUCAAAAGUAGCGGCCCCAAAUUCCACCCAAAACCCGCCCUUCAAUUCCCUUCAGCAGCAGGUGCAACGUCAAUUUCACAACUUGUAUGCAGUGGCAUCGAACCCAGAAGCUGCACCCUCGACCAAUUUCGCACAUUUUGGUACUCAGCCCAACUCCUCAUUUUCAAGGUCCAGCAUGCCCAACACUUAUACCGGUAUGCCUCAAACGAUGGGUCCAGUGUUCAAUCCAGCAAAUCGAACCACUGUUUCGGAACGUAAUUACGCAAGUGCAAACGCUAAAAACGGAGGACUCCUUUCCACACCAGUCAUGAUGGAUGUCACUGGCGAAAGCGCUCAAACAGCACCCGGUUCGGCUGCACAAGCAGGUGCACCAGCAGGUAAUGCCCAAACGCUCCAAACGGAAGCAAUGCCUUCGAGAUCCCAAACGCGGUCGACGCCCCAGUCCAUCCCUAGCAAUAGCGGGGUCAGCUCCAGACCGACUUUGCGUGUACAAAUCCCCUCCAGUUCCGGAACCGCUAUAAAAAGUGAACCCUCCUCCGCUGUCUCUCCCAGUCGUUCAAGUGCCAAUGGCACUUCGCAGUUUUCUCGCGGAAAUGCUGGCCAUAUCGAACUGCCGCGCCCCACACAAUCCAGAACCGGUACACCCCAGUCUGCUCAUAUCCAAACUUUGAGCCCUGGCUUAGAACGAAGUGACAAAAUUCACAGUUUCAUGCCCUCAUCAGGAGCAAUUGGGGCGAGUGGCAGCGGCAACCCUGCCAAUGGAUUUUUGUUCAAUGGUCUGCCGUCUGCAUUAAACGCUUCUCCGUCCAUACAACAAUAUUUUGCAACUCCGGUUCAAGCGAGUGCAACAGGAACAGGCCCAAACGCGUCUGGGCCAACCGUACCGUCUGUAUCUCAUCCUCAUGGUUAUCUGAUGCAGAAACACAUGCAAAUGGCCCAGCAUGAGCAACAACAACGCGUUCAAAAUGCACCUACCUCGGAAGCCGGUUUGGGCUCUUCAGCCGGGUCACUGCCGUCCAAAUUUGCGAACGAUUUGAUGGUAGCGUCCCCGGGUACCUCAAUGUCCAUGUUUCAAGACUGGGGGUAUGCUCGAGCGGGCAAUGGCAAUCAGAACUCUGCAAAUCAGACUAGUGAGCCCAACCCAACCGCGACUUCCAACGUUGCAAAUAAUAACGGUAGUAGCGGAUUGACGCCCUACAUGAAUGUCACCAACCACACCCCUCUGCUCACCAAGUAUUUCACGUUCGGCGAUCCCAGCGACGACAAGAAUAAGAGAAGCUGA
Molecule: messenger RNA, 1989 nt
Organism: Lachancea sp. 'fantastica'
Lineage: Eukaryota; Fungi; Ascomycota; Saccharomycetes; Saccharomycetales; Saccharomycetaceae
Source: the annotation of a GenBank genome assembly